CUCCUCCAACUCAAGAAAUGAGAAUAUUUGUCAUUUAAUUUUUUACCGUGUAAUAUUGCAUUUACUAACGCAGUACUGAAUGGCUUAAAGACUACGUUGACAGAUAAAUAGAGACAAAGUAUAGCAUAGUAAGUGCUGAAAUAAAAAACCACCCGCUUCUUGGUGCUGUCGGUGAAUUAGUGCACCUAUCAUCCCAUCCCCUCAGCUGGCACCUGUAACAUUUUGCGGUUGGUUUACGCUGACGACUACAUACAUAGCUAGCCGUGCACAGCGCACAUCAUUUUGCUGCUCAACUCUCAGCAUGCCUGCACUUGUACUAAACAUUUGUAAAAACCUUUAUAAAAGCCAACAGAACAACACAACAUUUUCAGUGCGAAUUUGCAUGGUGGUUGGUUGACUGAGAUUGCUGAAUUGUGCUAGCGGCAAAGAACCGGUGAACAGUGAAGAAGAUGUAGUGCUUAACUAAAUACAACAAUUAACAACGCCAAUUAGUCAAGCAUUUUGAAAGGAUGUAUUGAUUGGUUAUGAAAUGAAGUUCUAAGGAUAUCGUGUUGAAUCGGGUGUGAAGAGUGUACAAAUUGUGUGCAAAUGUGAGAGAGAUGAGUUUGAAUGUACAUACAUAUAAAAAGUAAUCGGAAAUAUUUUCCAGUGUUUCGAUAGGCAUGUUAGAAACAAUUAAAGAAGCCCUACAAGUGCAACGUGCAAAAAUUUAUGAAACAAAAUCUCACUCACUCAUACUUAGUGUGACCAUCGGAAACAAUUAAAAAGAAAGAAAAUUCUAAGCGGGGUUUUUGACGAAAAUAACGCGCAUCCAAUAUUGCUCAACUUUUAGUCGUUGAGUGGUUGCUUGCUGAGAACAGCUGAAUUCUUUCUAUUUUUUUUUUAACCUAAAUAAAUUAUCAAGUUUUAUUUAGCUCUUGGCGAAUAAUUACUGACAUAGCCAGUGUGGUGGUGCGCUGGAUCUUUAACCGGAAAGUAGACGGCGUACUUGGAGCAUUUGUACUAUGCAAAACGUUGGAUCCAAACCAGAUAUUCGUACGGAUGAUUUGGAUUUAGCAAAAGUCGGUUCUGCUACGCCUUCGAGCGAUUUUGAUAAAACAACUACCACCCCACUUACUGAUCCUACAAGUUCAGCCAUUCAAGUUGGAACUAACAAUCCCGAAUGUGUUCAAUCAGAUCCUGAAACACGGCGAAAAAGUAAGGCACGUUCGCGCUUCACAUCAGCAUUGCGCAAACUUUCGGGCAGAAAGAAACGUGCAUCGUCUAAAGAUACCUCUACAGAAAGUUCGAUAGCUGGCGGCACAUCUGCUGAAAUCGUAUCGGCGCCCGAAACCGUUUUCUCCAGCGGCGGAGAAGAAACUGGCGACACCAAUGCCACUGCGUCAUCAGAGGCGAAACCCAAGAAAAAAAGCAAGCUAGCCAGACGCUUUUUGCUAGGCAGUUUAAAGAAAUCAAAACACAGUGCUAAGAAAAGCAUUGACGAAGAUGACGAAGCAGUUGUAGUACAGGGCAGUCAGGAAGAGGCGCCAUUUGAAGACGCAGAUGACGGUGAAUCGCCUCACGUAGAUGUCGAAGAGCGUACAACACGUAAAGUGAAAAUAUCACUCAGUGAAACACAGCGAUUUGCAUUGCGAGAGCAAGAAGACGCUGCUGGCGAACAACAACAGUUAGCUGAAGGUGACGUCGGUACAGCAGAGACGGGCUCACCAACCGAAACGGAUUAUCUGACACCCGUUGGAGAUAAAGCGCAGCCAAGUUACGAAAUCGGCGUUGACGCAGAAGUGGUAACAACACCGGCGACGUCGGCGGAAGACAACAUCACCGUUGCAUCGCCCGCUAAAGGUGGCGCAUUAAGCAAAAAGAAGAAGCUUAAAACUAAGAAGGGUACAUUAAAAGAAGCUGCAGUGACCAUAAUAAAGACAACUGCCACCACUAAAAGUGGAAGCGUCAGCACUGCGCCCUCAACUUCUACACAGAAACACACAGCUGCAACUGUACAAAAAACUACACGAACAACAACUGUAACUACUGACGAAAAGUUCGUUAUCACACAGAGUACGCGCGAUACACCGCCGCGCGAGCGCGCUCCAGCCAAACCGAGUCGGCUACCUGCCGCUACCAACGCGCAGCCUCCAACAGCAAAUCUAACAACGCCGACCAACACCGGCGGCGUCGUACGUAAAACCAAUACUCGCACGCCGGCUACACUCACCUCGCCAUCGUUGGGGCGUGAACAGCUUACAAGUUUCGGUGCAGUUAGUAUAGCAGCAACCGUUGCGGGUAAGAGGCAACGUACAGCGAAUAGCGGUAAAAACACAGCCACCAAGGCGGGUAGUAGAAGUCAAGCGUCGAGUAAACCGCCAUCCAGUCCGCUUAGCACGGCUAGCAGUGCUACUACCACCACAACCAGCAGCGGCAGCAGUAGCGCAACGACAGCUAAGUCCAGAAAAACCGAUACUGAAUUGAUGCAAACUUCGCAAAGCCCACUACAACGCGGCCAUCGAUUUCCUAAACCGAGUCCGACAACGUUAACUCCGGCGGGAGAAAACGUUGGUACAAUAGCGGCGCCACAAGCGUCUGCGUCGGCUGCCACACAGUUAGCAAGUCGCAGUAACGUAACACCAAAGCUGGCAAGCCCAACAGCAACUCCAACAAUAGAACAAUCUGCCAAUGAAGGAACCCUAACAACAGUUGAAGAAAACCGCACGAAGCCAACAAACGCCACUACCGUUUCAUCAGACCCACAAGACGCGGUUGCCACCAAGGCGGACGAAACGGUUGGCGCUCAGUCUGGCGCAUUGGAGGCAAUUCAAAAGCAGAUACAAUUUCAAUUAGAGUCUCACGCAUCUAUUAGUAAUCAAUUGUCGCAAGACGAAUACCCACAACAACAACAACAACAGCGUAACCAACAGAAACUGCUAGUCGCACCACAACUCUCGGUGGACGAUAUCGCAUCACCUCCGCAAUCGUUGCAAUCGAAUGUAUCACUGUCAGUUUACCAUCAGCAGCAGCAACAGCAAGCACCGCCUUCGUACACUCCACCCUCCGUACCAUCACAUGGGAGUACAACGCUUGCCACACUACCAGAAACUCGAUCAUUGUCACAUUUCCGUCACCCAUCAUCGACUAAAGUCAUUUUUCCAGACCCAGGCAUCUACAACGACGACGACGACGACAACGACGACUACACUUACGCGGACAAGUCAGAAGCAUUGCUGUACAUUGCUGACGAAUCAGUUACACCAGCGAGCAGCAGUGGUGUAGACGACGUCGUUUCUUCGGCGGAAAGUGCACAACCAAGCGACUACUCGGGCAACAAUAUACGCUAUCCCCCCAAUUUGACAGGACACGCAUUAAGAAGUGAUUUUGGUGAGGAGGAGCAAACGCACGGCCCUCCUUUGCAGCCAACUGUACGUUUUGCCGUCGGCAGUGUGGUACGACCCCAAGCCACAUCCUACGAAAGUCCUUUGCACGAUCACAGUUCCUGCGACUCGAAUCCUAGUAGCGACUCGCACAGCGAGGCUAGCCGUCGACGUAUACGUUACGUUUCACAACCGGACACCUUUGAUGAGGAUACAUUCGAUAGCAUACUGCAAAGACGCGAAAAUUUAGGUUAUAAUCCGGGGGGACUACCUAGCGAAUAUUCGGUAGAUUCAGAAUACGAUUCAGGCGAUAAUCAGAUGCCGGCUUUUGGCGAUUUAACCAUGGAGCAGGAAGAGGAACCGGUAAGCGAGUGAAGCUACUAACUACAGAGAUAUUUAUUUAAGAAAAGGGUGAGCAGUACGUCGAGUAUUUGGCCUGGGUAUGGCAUGUGAGUUUGCAAGAGCGCAACAGUUGCUGGAAAGUAAAUGUAUUUGCGUCUAUGUAUGGCUGGCUAUAUGCAUAUACAUAUAUGUUCAUACAAAGGUGUGUAUUGGAUUCGAAGAAGCCCUGCAAGUGUUCAGCCUUUUUCUAUCAUUUCUAUCGCAUAUUUUUCGUUGCGCCCGUAAUUCGUGGUCAUGGUUUGCCAUGGAGACCACUGUUUUAGAGCGCUUUGCCUUUUACUGCCGCCAUUUAUUCACUAUUUUGAUUUAUUCUAUGUUUGUGCUGUGGGCAUUCAUUUAAUUUGAAUGUCAAGCAAAUUUACCUCCGACGCCAGUGUUAGCCAGAACCGGCGACGGAAGGGUUGAAAACUCACAGCAGAUUAGAAUAUGAAGGACUGGUUUGGAAUUCAAAUGAAUUUAGUUUUUAGAGGAAAAAUCACGCGAUGCAGAAAGUGUAAAUGAGUAAA
This is a messenger RNA of Rhagoletis pomonella (apple maggot), 4270 nucleotides long. Its product is annotated as serine-rich adhesin for platelets-like. Lineage: Eukaryota; Metazoa; Arthropoda; Insecta; Diptera; Tephritidae. The coding region runs from base 1005 to 3737 and encodes 910 amino acids. The record is from RefSeq and is a predicted model, not a curated record. The transcript has a single exon.